CAAGAGACCGGGGUUUGCUUUCUUAGUGGCCCAUCUCGCCUGCAUCCAUCCAUUCCCACCCCAGAAACAACCAAUGUUUUCUCCUACUGCAACUCGCGCUCUGCGGAGAGCUGCAUCGUCGAAUACAAAACACUACAUAUGUCCCGCCUGUAAAUACUCGACUUCCAACACGCCCAAUCGCGUCAUCUUUUCUGGUAUCCAACCAACCGGUGUUCCCCAUCUCGGAAACUAUCUCGGUGCUUUGCGACCUUGGGCUAAGCUGCAAGAUGGAGCUGCCACAGACGACCGAUUGCUUUUUUCCAUUGUCGACUUGCAUGCCAUCACCAUAAAACAGGACCCACGACUGCUGAGGCAAUGGCGAAAAGAGAUGUUUGCCAGCUUCCUGGCCGUAGGGCUAGAUCCCAAGAAGAGCAUCCUGUUCGCGCAAAGCGAUGUACCAGCGCAUGCUGAACUUAUGUGGAUACUGAGCUGCUUUGCCAGCAUGGGUUAUUUGAGUCGUAUGACACAAUGGAAGAGUAAAAUGUCCCUACCAUCCAAUGCAAACCCUUUCGACACAUCCACGUCUAAGAAGAAGGACGCACCAGCCCUAAAGCUGGGCCUCUUCUCAUACCCCGUCCUUCAAGCCGCCGAUAUUCUCCUCUAUAAAACAACGCAUGUUCCCGUUGGCGAAGAUCAAGCCCAGCAUCUGGAGUUUGCGCGCGAGCUGGCCAUAACAUUUAACCACACGUUUGGCGCCGACCUCCUCGUCCCCCCACAGACAAUCAUAUCCCCCGCCAAACGGGUCAUGUCGCUCGCGGAACCAACCAAGAAGAUGUCCAAGUCGGACCCGGAUGUUAAGAGUCGGAUCCUGAUCACAGACACCAAGGAGGAAAUUCACAAGAAAAUCAAGGUGGCGCUCACAGACUCGAUUCAGGGUGUAUCUUAUGACCGUGAUUCCCGUCCAGGUGUUUCCAAUCUGAUCGAUAUCAUGUACCAUUUCCAGGAAGAACACUUUGCGUCGCCCGAACAGCUCACCAAGGACUUAUUCGGCCCUGAGACCUCGCUCAAGGUUCUGAAAGAGAAAGUUGCGAAUACGAUUGAUGACCACUUGCGCGAUGUCAGAGAGCGGUUUAGCAGUGCCAUGAGUAUGGGUGACGUGGAGAUGAGCGAUAUGGCUCGCGAAUCCGCCGACGCCGCCAAUCAGUUAGCCACGAGCAACCUCAAAACGAUCAAGUCGCAAAUGGGUCUAGGUUGGGAUUGA
Periconia digitata is the source of this 1240-nucleotide messenger RNA. The record is from the annotation of a GenBank genome assembly. Lineage: Eukaryota; Fungi; Ascomycota; Dothideomycetes; Pleosporales; Periconiaceae.